AUGGGAUACGAUUAUGAAAUACAUUAUAGAAGGGGCAACGAUAAUAAUGCAGCUAAUGCUCUUUCAAGGAUGCCAAAAAGUGAGUUUUUCCAUGUGUCUUUGCAGACUUGUUCAGAUUUCCUUUUUCUGGAAAUCCAAAAGAGCUGGGAUGAGAAUGUUGAUUUGCAAGCUUUAAAAGCUCAUUUGCAACAGAAGGGACAUGUAGAAGGCAACUAUUCUUGGGAUGGUCAGCAUUUAAGAAGGAAUGGCAGAUUAGUGGUGGGAAAUAUUCCAAGUGUAAGGCAGAAAAUAUUGGAAUGGCUUCAUGCAAGUCCACAAGGAGGACAUUCAGCAUCUACCUUGGCACAGGAAUUUUUAGACCAUGUGUACAAAUUGCAUGGGUCACUGGUCGAGAUUAUUAGCGAUAGAGAUCCCCUCUUUAUCAGUAAUUUUUGGAGGGAAUCUUUGAAGGUUUUGGGAGUGGAACAGAAGCUUACCUCCUCGUAUCACCCACAAAUAGAUGGGCAGUCAGAGGUUCCUCGUAUGCAUAUUCCAUAUUUGCCUAGAGAUGUGGUAGUGGAAGCUGUUGACAGAACUUUUUCAGCAAGAGAAGAGACUUUAGCAAUGGUGAAAUAUCAUCUCAAUAGGGCUGUGAAUAGAAUGAAGCAAAAAGCAGAUUUGCACAGAAGUGAUAGAGAGUUUGAGGAAGGACAAUGGGUAUUUCUUAAAUUACAGCCUUAUCGUCAGAUUUCUACAGCCUCAAGAAGCUCUCAAAAAUUAGCUCCAAGAUAUUUUGGGCCUUAUAGAAUCUGUAAGAAGAUAGGGCCAGUGGCAUAUGAGCUGGAAUUACCUCCAAAAUCAAGGGUUCACUCUACUUUGCAUGUUUCAUUGCUCAAAUUAUGCACUGAUCCUUCAGUAAAGCAGCAGCAUCCCCCUAUUGAUUGGCCAGAAUCUCCUUCAGAUUUGAUUCCAGACAAAAUAUUGAAUGAACAGAGGGGUAGAAGAAAAGGCAGGAUUAUUACGGAAGUUCUUGUGAAAUGGAAGAACCUUCCAGAUGAAGAGGCUAGCUGGAUUUCUUUGUUUCAGUUACAGAAACAGCACCCUAGUUUUGUCACUUCUAACCCUUGA
This is a messenger RNA of Prosopis cineraria, 1107 nucleotides long. RefSeq lists its product as uncharacterized. The record is from RefSeq and is a predicted model, not a curated record. The transcript has 3 exons. Gene Ontology annotation, molecular function: nucleic acid binding. Lineage: Eukaryota; Viridiplantae; Streptophyta; Magnoliopsida; Fabales; Fabaceae. Bases 1 to 1107 code for a protein of 368 amino acids.